GGUCUCUCCGGUAGUCUGGUCUCUCCUCUCUCGAGUCUCGCCGUGAUCCACCCAAAAAAAAAAAAGAGUCUCGCCGUGACGCCGUGUUCCCCAAUCCCCACCCAAACCACGACAUGGCGCGGCCGCCGGAUCUGAUCGACGACGCCACCACAGAGAUCCUCCUCCGCCUCCCGCCGGACGACCCGGCGUGCCUCGUGCGCGCCUCCCUCGUCUGCAAGGCCUGGCGCGAGCUCCUCUCCGACCCCGCCUUCCUCCGCCGCUACCGCGCGUUCCACGCCGCGCCGCCCCUGCUCGGCUUCCUCCGCAACAUCUACGACGACGGUCCCUGCGCUCGAUUCGUCGUCGCCGCCGCCGGCGCCUCCCCCUUCCCCGCGCCGUCGUUCGACCGCCCCAACUGGUGGGUCGUCGAGUGCCGCCACGGGCGCGCGCUGCUCCAAACGUUCGAGCAGGGUACGCUCGCGGGCCUCGUCGUCUGGGACCCCAUCACCGGCGACCAGCGCCACGUGCCCGUGCCGGGGUACCCUUACUUCUACCUAACCGCAGCGGUGCUCUGCGCCGCGGAUGGCUGCGACCACCUCGACUGCCACGGUGGCCCGUUCCUCGUCGUCGUCAUCGGCACCUACGACGAAGUAGAGGAUCUCACUUGGGCGAGUAUUUACUCGUCCGAGACUUCCGCAUGGACCACAUCGUCCUCCAUUGAGCUGCAUGCCUACAUCGAGGAGAGGCCCUGCCUCCUUGCCAGAGACGCGCUCUACUUCAGCGUUCAGCUAAGCGAAAGGAUUCUCAAGUACGACUUCGUGGGGCAGGGUCUACAGGUGAUCGAUGCGCCGGAUGUGUUUAAACAGACGGGGGGCAUUGUUGUGGCUGCAGAAGAUGGUGGGCUGGGACUCGCCGGCCUAAAGGAUGGCAACCUCCACCUGUGGUCAUGGCAGGCUGGUCCUCGUGGCGUUGCAGAGUGGGUGCAAGGCAGGGUCAUAAAGCUCAUGACGCUGCUGCCCACUAUCAAACCAUUGACCUUAAUCGAUGUGAUUGGCUUCCGGGAGGACACGGAUACCAUUUUCAUUAGCACAAAUGUUGGCGUCUUCGCAGUCAUGACUAAAUCAGGGCAGGUGAACAAGGUUGGCGAGAGAGGGUCCUAUUAUGCAAUCGCACCCUACACUAGUUUCUACACUCCAGAUCUUGCUAAGGGCAGAUUGCUAUCACCUGAAGAUGCAGUUAUCCAUCAAUUAAAACAUGAUUGAUAGACUGUUAACAUUUCAAGAAAAAAAGGUUACCAUGUUCAAUUAGAAAUGUUUAGUUCUAAGCUGUGCAGUUUAAGUAAGAAUCUGUAAGAAAAGAACUGUGUACCAUGCUCAUCUAAUAGUUCAGUUUUUCGGUUAAGCAGUUUAUAGGAAAUUGGUUGGUCUCUUUUGGGCCUUUUCACUAAUAUUUUUUCAGGAAAAAGCUUAUUAAAAGCUGCAAUUUUUCAGUAUAAGACAAUUGUAACAUCCUCAGGGAGACCACAGCAAUCUAACGAGCCAAAGUAGGAUAAUACUACUAUAGUAGGCAAACUUAUCAAAUCCAUCAACUUGAUUCUGCUGGUUUUUAUGAUGUUGCUGAUCUGAUGCUUUGAGUUCUCUUGUUUUUUGUUGGACACUUUAACUAAGGAAAUUGUAAGGUGGUGCAGUGCUAGUUUGUGAUCCCCACUCUUGAUAGUAUUUUGCAGACAUCUUACCCUAGUGCAUAACUCGCUAUUUCCUUGCAGCUAUGUACUCAGUUUAAGUAUUUUGCAGAGUAUUUUUGAAGCAUACUAUUUGAACGGAAAAAAUGUUGCGAUUCAUUGGACUAAGUUAAGCAUUACUAGUUUUCUGCCUUUUCUGGCACACUUGGAACUGAAAAUGUUUGAUUUUUCGUUCAUAUAAACUCAGUACAGAAUAUCGGUCAUAUGGUGUAUGAACUGAUGAAUACUGAAAAGAGAACAGGUGCUACCAUAUACUGUUGAUGUGUGGUCUGUUACACAUGCACUAGUUAUAUAUUAUUGUGAGGGUAAUCCUGGAACAUGUUUGCCUGACGAAGGUACUACUGCCGAUAUUGCAACAUUAUAAGCGGCUAUUGUAUCCAGGAGUAUCUGCGCUCUUUGUCAUAUAAUGUAAUAUUAUCUAUUUCCGUUCCACAUA
This is a messenger RNA of Panicum virgatum (switchgrass), 2156 nucleotides long. RefSeq lists its product as uncharacterized. Gene Ontology annotation, molecular function: protein binding. The record is from RefSeq and is a predicted model, not a curated record. NCBI's taxonomy places the organism in Eukaryota, Viridiplantae, Streptophyta, Magnoliopsida, Poales, Poaceae. The transcript is spliced from 2 exons. Bases 114 to 1241 code for a protein of 375 amino acids.